Molecule: messenger RNA, 804 nt
Organism: Neltuma alba
Lineage: Eukaryota; Viridiplantae; Streptophyta; Magnoliopsida; Fabales; Fabaceae
Product: histidine-containing phosphotransfer protein 4-like
Exons: 6
Coding region: 39-455 (138 amino acids)
Biological process (GO): phosphorelay signal transduction system; cytokinin-activated signaling pathway; phosphorylation
Cellular component (GO): nucleus; cytoplasm
Molecular function (GO): histidine phosphotransfer kinase activity; protein histidine kinase binding
Source: RefSeq, a predicted model, not a curated record
CUUCCACUUUCACUCCUUCUUCUUCUUCUUCUUCUAUUAUGGACAGAAACCAAUCUCGCAGGCAGCUUGCUACCAUGAAACAAUCCCUCUUUGACCAGGGAUAUCUGGAUGAGCAGUUCAUCCAACUGGAGGAACUGCAGGAUGAUGCCAACCCUAACUUUGCAGAAGAGAUUGUGACUAUUUACUUCCGUGAUUCUUCCAGAUUCAUUUCAAACCUUGAGCAAGAAAUGCAGAGGACCGCACCAGAUUUUGACAAGCUUGACAGCAUUAUGCAUCAGUUCAAAGGAAGCAGCUCCAGCAUUGGAGCCCAGAAGGUGAAAACAGAGUGUACUCUGUUUAGGGAAUACUGCGCAGCAGAAAAUGCAGAAGGAUGCAUGAAGAGUUUCCAACAACUGAAGAAAGAGCAUGCUGUACUGAGAAAGAAACUUGAAGCUUAUUUUCAGCUAGCUAAGUAACAUCGGACAAGGGGGACAGACAGCAUGUAUCCCCAAGUUAAGACAGCAUCAAUAAAUAUGCUUGUUGUUGUUGUUGUUGUUAUGAGGCUCAUGUAGUUGGUGGAUUUUGUAGCUUCAAAUGCAUUUUCACCAGAAUAAUAUAUAGAAAAAGAUAUAAUAAUGGGUUUGGGAUAUUUUGCUUCCAUACAUACUAGUUUUGUUUUAAAGCUUGAAUGAUAAAUGUUGUGGGAUAUUUUUAUUCCAGUGGCAUCUGACACCUGAGUUUCAUCAUAGUAUUUGAUAGUGGAAGGAUGUAUAUGAUUGUAAGUUCUACAUAUUGAAUACAUUAUUAAAUACUUAUUUCACGUUA